Messenger RNA from Eruca vesicaria subsp. sativa (arugula), 501 nucleotides. Lineage: Eukaryota; Viridiplantae; Streptophyta; Magnoliopsida; Brassicales; Brassicaceae. The record is from the annotation of a GenBank genome assembly.
AUGUUUGAUCAUACAAACACAAAGAAAGCUCACCUUGAGCUCGAAGAAAUUGCCAACUCCACCACGCAAAGCAUCAACUCAGUAGCGGUGCAUGGUGUUGGUGACUCCAUAAUCAGCCCUUUACUUUCCCUAACUCUCGUUACACUCAUCAACUCAUUAAACAUCCCGAAAACAGCAGCAACUCCACCCACCACAUACCAAAACUACACAACGUUCGUAAAAACUGUAUGCAACUCUACAACAUAUCCUACAAUAUGCUACAAUUCAUUGUCCUCAUACUCCUCCACCAUCAAAGCCGACCCAAUCAAACUCUGCACAACAUCCCUCAACGUCAACCUCAAAUACGCCAAAUACGCCACGAUGGUUGUCUCUAACCUUCUCAAAAAGGCUAAAGGCUUGCAUGGACGAGAUGAAAGACGUUAUCGACGAGCUCAACCAAUCCAUUUCCGAUAUGAAGAAUCUAAUCGGUGGAGGAGUCUCAAAGGAGAAGCAUCUGAAUAA